Lodderomyces margitis is the source of this 744-nucleotide messenger RNA. RefSeq names its product rRNA-processing protein. The record is from RefSeq and is a predicted model, not a curated record. Gene Ontology annotation, cellular component: nucleolus; small-subunit processome. Gene Ontology annotation, biological process: rRNA processing; intein-mediated protein splicing. NCBI's taxonomy places the organism in Eukaryota, Fungi, Ascomycota, Pichiomycetes, Serinales, Debaryomycetaceae. Bases 1 to 744 code for a protein of 247 amino acids. The transcript has a single exon.
AUGGCGAAGCUAGUACACAACGUACAGAAGAAACAACAUAGGGAGAGAUCCCAGAAGUCAAGUAGAUCCAAGUAUGGCUUGCUUGAAAAGAAGAAGGACUAUAGGCUAAGAGCGGCAGAUUACCACAAGAAACAAGCCGCACUUAAGGCAUUGAAAGAAAAGGCCAAGUCUCAUAAUCCAGACGAGUACUACCAUGCUAUGACAAAGAAGCGAACCGAUGAUAGAGGUAUUCUCAUAUCUGACAGAGACAGUGAGGUAUUGAGCGUUGACCAAGCCAAAUUGUUGAAAACUCAAGAUAUCAAUUACAUACGAACCAUGCGAUUGCACGAGUCAAACAAAAUCAAAAGACUUCAGGAUGGGAAACUAUUCGAAGGAUCAGGCAAGCAUACGGUAUUUGUUGACUCGAGUAAGGAUCAGGAAUCAUUCAAGCCUGAUGAGUAUUUCAACACUGAUGAAUCUUUGAUCGAGAAUAGACAAAAUAGACUUCGAUUGGACCAGUUGCAGUCGAAUUCUGGAUUGAUAAACUCGUUGAACUUUGAUAUGGACGAAAAGGACAAAUUGGACGAGAGGAAGCUCAAACUGUAUAAGCAACUUCUGAGAACGAUUGCAAAAGAAAAAGAGUUGCGUCAGGUGGAAGAUAUAAUGAGCAGGAAUAUAGAAAAGAUGAAAAAAGGAGAUAAAAAGAAAAUGGUGGAUAACAACGGCAAGACCUACUUCAAAUGGAAGACUCAAAGGAAAAGAUAA